GCGGGAGUCAAUGUGGGGACCACCGAGUACAAGCUACCUGACGACACCGAAGAAAGCGCCUUGAAGGCACAAUGGCUCGUACUCAGCCGACACUGCCGGAAGGAAUAUCAAUCGAGCUUCUCUCAGGUCUCCCCUACAACUACGACAACGACUCCCUUGUCAUCCACGACACCACUGGACCGAGACGUCGUGCCCAAGAGCUUACCAGCCGGGGUCUACGCCAAACUCGUGGAGGAUUACAACAAGAUCACCUUGGACGGAGUACGACGGAGGUUCCCCGAGAAGCAGCUCCUGGGAGCCGAGAAAGUACUCGCCCGGAUGUACCACGAACAUCACACAUCCAAACUAUACACUGCGACACCACUCGGCGAAAUCAUGGCACAACGAGUGUGGACGAGCUUCGACACGAUCAACUCGAACCGCAAGAAGGACCCCUCCGAAAAGAAGCUCAUCAUCGACGAGAAGAACCAGAUAUCCGAGAAGUCACAAGACGAUUGGGACGUACGUGGACAGUGGAUGUUGAUCGACGCGACACAAGCACUCCGGUGGGCAUGGAUCCUCCUCAAGUACGAUUCCGAGACGGCGAUCAACAAGUACGUCGAUUG
This is a messenger RNA of Symbiodinium necroappetens, 605 nucleotides long. The record is from the annotation of a GenBank genome assembly. Lineage: Eukaryota; Dinophyceae; Suessiales; Symbiodiniaceae.